ACCAGCAUGUACCAUGCCAUGGGUCACAGCAGCAUCCUGGUCAUGCAGGCGGGCAUGACCUUUGACCCCACUGACAUUCAGAAUGCCAUGGCUUCACUGAAGGAGUCGCUGCAAACCUGCCAACGGUUCCGAAGAAAGCACAGCGUUUUCGAGACAAUAACUAGCCUGUUCUUCACACAAACCGCUCAAAGGCUGACAGAAGAUGAGAUGCACGCUGAGAUCUGCUACGCUGAGUGCCUGUUGCACAAAGCCGCCCUCACCUUCUUAGAGGAUGAAACCAUGAUUGGCUUCAUCAAGAGUGGGAUCAAAAUCCGGGCAAGUUAUCAGAUUUUUAAGGAAUGUCUACUUUUACUCAGUACAGCUCAGGACCUGCUCGAGCAGAGCCACACCUUCAAACACUUUCAGGGAGGAGUCAACAUGGGGAUUGGAUCAUUUAAUUUGAUGCUGUCUCUCAUGCCCAGCAGGGUUCUGAGGCUGCUGGAAUUCAUUGGAUUCUCUGGCAACAGAGAGUUUGGGCUGUCCCAGUUAAGAGCAGGUGCAGCCAGCGACAGUUUGCGCUCUAUCCUUAGUGUUCUAACCCUCCUCAUGUACCACACCUACAUCACAGUCAUACUGGGAACUGCUGAUGGGAAUUUAUGUGAGGCUGAGGCUCUACUGGAACCCUAUAUUGAAAAAUUCCCUGACGGGUCACUGAUCAUAUUCUAUGUGGCCAGGAUUGCAGUGCUCAAAGGAAACUUUGAAGAGGCACAGCUGAAGUUCCUGCAGUGUGUUGGCGCUCAGCAGGAGUGGAGGCAGAUCCACCACCUGUGCUACUGGGAGCUGAUGUGGUGCCACUGCUUCAGGCAGGAGUGGCUGGAGGCCUACCGCUACGCCGACCUGCUGUGCAGAGAGAGCAAGUGGUCCAAGGCGAUCUUUGUCUUCCAGAAAGCUGCCAUUCUGAGCAUGCUCCCGGAGGAGGAGGUUCAGAGAACUGGUGAAGAUGUGGUGGGGCUGUUCAGGCAGGUGGAUGGCCUGAUGCUGAGGUUUGCUGGGAAGUCGAUCCCGACAGAGAAGUUUGUGGUGAGGAAGGCCAGGCGGUACUCUCCCUCCACCCCGGUUCCUCUGGUAGUGCCAGCGCUGGAAAUGAUGUAUGUGUGGAACGGUUUCUCUAUCGUCGGGAAAAGGGCCGAGCUGACAGCCAGUUUACUUGUCACCCUCGAGACUGCUGAGCAUCACCUGAGCAAGGCCUCCAAUCCCAGUGAGCACCACUGCGAUGACCAGAGCCUGCUGCUGCUGCUGAAGGGCCUCUGUCUGAAACACCUGGGUCAGCUCCACCAGGCAGAGCUCUGCUUCACACAGGUCAUAUCCAGUGAGAAGAUGAUAAAGUUUGAUCAUUACCUGGUGCCUUUCAGCAUGUAUGAACUGGGUCUGAUUUACAAACUGCAAGGAGACUUACCUAGAGCCAGCAGUGUCCUGGAGAAUGCAAAGCUGAACCACACGGAUUACUCCAUGGAGUCCCGGCUGCACUUCCGCAUUCACGCAGCUCUGGACAGCCUGAAGGACUCUACUGCCACUUGCACGUCUUAACUCCACCAGCUUCACCUCUCUGCUCCUCCAUCAGCAUGCCUUUACCUUAACACACCUCCACAAUACAUCAUACAUGACACCACACCUUUACAAUGCACCAUACAUUACACCACACUGUAACCUUAACACACCUCAACAAUACACCAUACAUGACACCACAACUUUACAAUGCACGAUACAUUACACCACCCUGUAACCUUAACACACCUCAACAAUACAUCAUACAUUACACCACACCUUUACAAUACACCAUACAUUACACCACACUGUAACCUUAACACAUCUUAACAAUACACCAUACAUUACACCACACUGUAACCUUAACACAUCUUAACAAUACACCAUACAUUACACCACACCUUUACGAUGCACCAUACAUUACACCACCCUGUAACCUUAACACAUCUUAACAAUACACCA
Conger conger (European conger) is the source of this 1986-nucleotide messenger RNA. RefSeq names its product tetratricopeptide repeat protein 39B-like. The record is from RefSeq and is a predicted model, not a curated record. The transcript is spliced from 16 exons. NCBI's taxonomy places the organism in Eukaryota, Metazoa, Chordata, Actinopteri, Anguilliformes, Congridae. Bases 7 to 1566 code for a protein of 519 amino acids. Gene Ontology annotation, molecular function: protein binding.